UUAAACUGUGUUAACAAAAAUUCUGUGAUCUUAGUUAAAAUUGGUAAAGUGCAAAUUUUGUUACAGUUAACAAAUAUAUAAUAAUAGUGAAAAUCGAAUUAAAAUGGCAUUAGCAUCAAAUGAAGUGAAGAAACGAUGUACAUAUGUUAAUGAAGAACAGAAAAGUUUGCUGAAUUUAUGCGUAAACAUCCAGAGCUACAGAGUGGAAAGUUUUCUACAACGUUUACUGAUAAACAUGCUAAAAAAUUGUGGGAAAAAGUAACAGCAGAACUACAUGAAAUACCUGGUGCACAAAAAGAGUGGAAACAAUGGCAAAAGACUUGGCAAGACAUGCAAAGUUUCACUAAAGCCAAAAAUGCUUUAAUCAAGAAUCAUGCAAAAGCAACUGGUGAAGGGCCUGCAUCAAGUCAAGUCUUAUCUGAAACAGAUCAAAAUGUUCUGGCACUUAUGGGUACAACAGUCGUGGAAGGACAUAAAACAGUGCAAGAAUCCAAUGUGUUAAUGGAGUGGAUAGGUGAUUCAGUUGAAAUCGACAAUAGUGGAGAUGAGGUAAAUUUUCCCAUGCAAUACAACAGUCAAGAUAUAACGCAGCAAUGUGUGUCACAACAGUCAUUGUCUUUUCAAAAUUAUCAUUGCAGCAGAUUGGAAGAAAACUCACCAGAAAACUUCAACAAUAAUAAUGACAAUUACAAUGAUAAUAGAAAAUCUUUAACAAAAAGAACAACUGCACUAAAAACACCAAUCAAUGUAGUUAACAACGCAUCACAUAUUUCUGUAACCCCAAUUUUAAAAUUGACUGCCAUACAAAAAGGUGUUAAAAGAACUUCUGCUGCACAAAGAUAUGACAAAUCAAUAGAACAAACUGAAAAGUUGGUGAAAAUUUUGCAGGAAGAUAGCGAUCUACGAAAAUCGUACUACGCAGAAAAAUUAAAACUUUAUACGAAGGAGUUAGCUCUGAAAGAAAAAGACAUCAUUACCAAAAAAAAUAUAUGCAUUGCUGGAGCAAUUAAUGAAAAAAAGUAA
Molecule: messenger RNA, 1023 nt
Organism: Nylanderia fulva
Lineage: Eukaryota; Metazoa; Arthropoda; Insecta; Hymenoptera; Formicidae
Cellular component (GO): nucleus
Source: RefSeq, a predicted model, not a curated record